Molecule: messenger RNA, 825 nt
Organism: Hydra vulgaris (swiftwater hydra)
Lineage: Eukaryota; Metazoa; Cnidaria; Hydrozoa; Anthoathecata; Hydridae
Source: RefSeq, a predicted model, not a curated record
AGUUUUUAUUUAGCUGAAUGAUGAAAUUGUUUAUACUAAAGUUGGGCUCUUUAACUUUUAUGUAAAAGUUGUUCUUUCCUUGUUAACUGUUAUCUGUCGCUAACAAAGCAAGUAAAAAAAUGCACAUAAUGACAACAGAUUUAUCUUUAGAAGUGUUUGCAAAAUUUUUGGUUUGGAUACAAAAGAUCAAGUGAAAAUGAUAUUGGAAAGGUACACUUUCUUACAUCUAAACAUCAUUGCAGCUUUCUAGUCUUCAUUUUUGUUUAUGUGUAUUUCAUCUGUGUUGCUAAUGAUAUCGCCAGUUUUUAUGAUUUUAUGUUGUUAAGUAAAGCAUCAUUAUGUUUCAGGCUAAAAUAGAGCUUUGAUUAAUACUUUUAUCCAGUUUAAAUGAACAACAAAUCUCAAGGUGUAUUAGCUGAAUUAUCUUUUCGUUUUGAUAGUCUUUUCAAUAACGAAUUUUUUAAUUGUUAUGAGUCUACAACACUUAAUUUCAGCGAAAUUCAAUUAAAAAGUCACGUCAUAGUAGACAGAAAAAUAUCAAUAUCUGUUUUCAAUAACUUGGCUUUUAUAGCAAAUCUGAGAGACUGUUUACUGUUUGACUUCUAUCCCAAUCUAACCUUAGUGGCUUCAAAAAGAAAGGACCGUGCUGGAAACAUGAGGGGGUUAAAAGGAUCAUCCUUUUUUGAAUUAAUAGUCGAAGUCGUAACCAGCUCGUAUGAAAGGAUUUCUCGACGUGAAAUAGUUAAUUUUAUUCAACAACGCCAAGAAACAAAGCUCGCUCAAGAAACAGAAAAGAAAGUAAAAGAUAAAAAAAAAAUUUGUUGA